Dibothriocephalus latus is the source of this 252-nucleotide messenger RNA. Lineage: Eukaryota; Metazoa; Platyhelminthes; Cestoda; Diphyllobothriidea; Diphyllobothriidae. The record is from the annotation of a GenBank genome assembly.
UACAUUCCAGCACCCAUCAUCUUUGGAAUGCUUCUGGACAAUGUGUGCCAGGUGCGGGCCACUCCAAGAGACUCCAACAUCUGCCAGUCCUCCCUGACCAAGAAUCUGAAGUUGCCCUCGCUGGUGGCCAUUAAGGGAGCCUGCCUGGAGUACAAUGUGCACACACUGCCCUACGCGUGGUGUGGUGGUGUGGUCUUCUUCAAACUCAUUAGCAUAAUCUCUGUAUACUGCACAUGGCGUGUCUCAAAGUGA